CGCGAUUAAGAAUGUCUACGAUGUUGCUUCAGUUUGCAAUUUUUGCAGCAACAUUUUACCUUAACAUUUAUGCUCAGCCAAACGAUAUUCGGGAUCCACAGGCAGUCGAUGCUUUGUAUUCUGAAAAUGCUGUGACAAUAGGUGAAUUGAAUGUAAUACUUGCGCAACUGAAAAAAGAAAUGACGGUUAAAUGUAAAAAGGGGGAUAAAGGAUACCCUGGAAUUGACGGUCUUCCCGGACUUCCAGGAUUGAAGGGCGAUCCCGGUGUUCCUGGUUUUGACGGUCUACCUGGUAGACGUGGAGACAAGGGACAAUCGACGAGGGGUCCACCAGGUGAUCAAGGAUUGAAAGGUGAACCAGGAAAACCAGGACUUCCCGGUGGAUUAAAAGGCGAAUCCGGUAUUCCGGGGUUAAAAGGUGACGUUGGUCCAACUGGUAGACGUGGUCGAAGAGGUCAAAAAGGAGCAAAAGGAGAAAAUGGCGAACUCAGCUCGGGAACUCAGUGCUCAAACGGCUUACCUGGAAUGAACGGAUCUCCAGGAAGAGACGGAUUUCCAGGGUUGCCAGGACGGAAAGGAUCACGUGGCCACCGGGGGCCAGCUGGAUUAGAUGGUCGUCCAGGAUAUCCUGGUCUCCUGGGACAAAAGGGUGAACCAUGUCACAAUGAUUAUGGGUUUAUUGGUUAGAAGCCUACAUAUAGGUUGGCGUUUCGAUUUUUAGGCAAGCUUAAACUCUCUAAUGACACUAUUCUAGCGCCAAAAAUUAAACGUAUACUAGAAUAAACGAUAGCCGUGAACAGACGUUGCUCGACAGUGACUAUAAAUUAGUACUUAUAUUCUCUGUUACAUAGAUAAAUAAUGUGCCACACAACGUAAAUGCGAGGCCUUUUAGUCAUAGAGGAUUGUUAUUAGAAAUUUCGAAAUUUCACCAAAAAAAACUAUUCUACUUUCACUUGUUUGGACAAGAAAGAGACAUUUUACAAAGGGUCGAGAAAAAUGAGAUUUCAAUGCGUGCCAUUCAAUCGAGACCUCUUUACAGAGAAAAAAAUGGACACCAUUUGCUAAAAAUUUAUUUUUGAAGAUGUUUAAUUUCCGAAGACGUUCAACUAUAACUCAUGUAGAUGGACGUGUCAUUUUGAAGGGAAGAUUCCUCCGCAGGUUGCAAGGAUGACAUAAUUUUUAUCAAUAACAUUGAGAAAAAUAUACGUAUCUAAAGUAUCUGGUACAAACAAACAGGGCAGAUGGGUUUAUAUUCAAUUUCAUGGGACGUUUUUGUAGGGAAUAAAGCCUCUACUUAUAUAUUCUACAUAUACCUUUUACAUCAUAAAUUAUUAGCAUAUAUAAAGUAAUAAAGAUGAGUUGUAAUGAGGUCUAUAAUUAUAUAAAUCAAAGAAGAGGAAUCCAAUGAAUGAUCAAACAUACGAGGGGUGAUCAAUAAGUAAUGGACGCUUUUUUACAUGGAUGCUUUUUAUUGACCAAUCUCUUUAAUUUUUUCACCAGUGAUACAUAAUUCAAUUUCUUAUCAACUCUGAAGAUUUGGAGACGAAGCAUGGAAUAUAUUUUGAUAUAUC
Molecule: messenger RNA, 1570 nt
Organism: Owenia fusiformis
Lineage: Eukaryota; Metazoa; Annelida; Polychaeta; Sabellida; Oweniidae
Source: the annotation of a GenBank genome assembly